AUGGCUAGAAUGAACAAUUUUGGAAUUCCAGCCCCCAAGAGGGUCCCAGCUAUAAACAGUGAAGAGCUGGCCAUGUGUAAGAGAGACCGGGACUUCACGAACAUUCUAGACCUGAAGUUCGAACACCAUAACAAAUUUAUCAGAAACCUGAGGCAGCACGUCGAGCUCUCCCACACCUGGAAAGAGAUUCGAGGAUCCGCGUCUGCUAGAGAAUUCUGCAUUGAUCGGUUUUUGGACAUCUACGGGGCGGAGUACUGGAGUGUCCAGAACCGUAGCAAGUACAUAAUGUCUGAUUCCGUUGCUCGAGGGGACGAAGUUCGCUAUCCCGCGGAUAUAAACGAUAUCAAGAAAACCCUCGUCAUCCUCCUCGAGAAGAAAGCCGACAGUAUUUUAAAAGACACUCAGGUGGAAGAACCUGCGUCCUCGGCAACCCUUCGUUUCUCACGUACACCUGCGCCAGAGAUCACCAGAGAAUCACAGCUAAAUUUCCGGUUCCGCGUCCCGUCCCAGCAACAGCGCAAAGAAGAAGAAGAAGAAGAAGGAAAAGAUGAAGAGGACACAGAAGAUGAGGCACCGCGAUCCUCUGGCUCCCGUCGGCUCAGGAGAGGCAUCGCAACCCGGCCCGACGUUCGUAUCACUCCCCCAAACGACACAAGCUCUCUGACCUCUCUUGACUCCGUCCCCACAGCGGCUACCAAUACUCUUCCUGCAAAUUCGAAAAUGUCAACUCUUAACCUUGUAGAUGAGAGUGUCGCAAAGUCACUUUAUUCAAAAUACCUUCGCGAUACGUUCUUCCUGGUAUCCACAGAUCAGAACCAGGUACACGCUGCUCCAGCCUGGGUCAAGUUCCAGAGCUUCAAGUCCGCGUCUACCUUCCUCUUAGACAUGGGCCGUGAACUCGGGCUCGAAAAACAGUGGUGGACGCCCGAUGCCCAGAUGGAAGUUGAAGGUGGUGCUAGGGCUCACCAAGCUGACUAUGUCUCCGCGGCGCAGGGCGUCAUCGCCAUGGCGUCUGUCAAGUUUAUGUGGUCAGAAGAAGAGGUUUUAGUACGCUGGGGAAAUGAUAAUGAUUGGGGAAUCGUGAUUCAGUUUAUCCAGAAGGCCUGGGUAGCUAAAGAAUUUGGCCUUGGAGCUUUUGAUCUUUUUAAAGUUGGUGUUGUUAUUCACCUUGAGCUCUAG
Messenger RNA from Aspergillus puulaauensis, 1179 nucleotides. RefSeq lists its product as uncharacterized. The transcript has 2 exons. Lineage: Eukaryota; Fungi; Ascomycota; Eurotiomycetes; Eurotiales; Aspergillaceae. The coding region runs from base 1 to 1179 and encodes 392 amino acids. The record is from RefSeq and is a predicted model, not a curated record.